AUGAUGGAAGUUAUUAAAGAUACAUUAAAAGAAAUGAAAAAAGCUAUUGACCAAAUGAGUGGUGAUGAAAUAAUUGAGUCAUUUGCAAAGAGUGCAUAUAACAUUUUAAUACAAAUAUCAAAUACAAUAUAUGGAAAAGAUAUUAGAAAAGAAAAUAUCGAUAAUAAUUUAAAAGAAUGUCAUUUAAUAAAUUCUUUUGAAAAUACAUUACAAUUAAAUGAAUUAUUUUAUCUUAAAGAAUGGACAGGACAACAUGAAUUUAGAAUAUUAUAUGAUACUGACCAACAACCUUUUUUACAGGAAUAUAUUCAAUUUACUGUUAUUGGAAGAAAAAACCUUGUUUUAUUAUUUGAAACAACUAAAAAUGCAUUAUUUGGUUGUUAUCUUGAAGCUCCAAUUUAUAUUAAUGAAUAUGGAUUUGCUGAAGAUUUUGAUACAUUUGUAUUUUCUUUAAGAAGUCCAAAAUUGUCUAAACCAACUAAAUUUGGUAAACUAAGAUCAUUUGGCGAUUUGUGUCAUUUUUCUAUUUCAUUUAAAUCUGAUAAACAGUGUAUUAUUAAUGUAGAUGGUGCAUUUUCAAUUAUGUUUCCAUUAAAUGAAGUUGUGUCUGAAGUAAAUCCAAAUUUUAAAGUAAAUUUUAAGAAUGCAUUAGAUUCACUACUUCUUGGUGAUGAUAUUGAUUUUGCAUUAAAGAGAAUGUUCAUAUUAGAUUCAUAUUAA
This is a messenger RNA of Entamoeba histolytica HM-1:IMSS, 720 nucleotides long. RefSeq lists its product as uncharacterized. NCBI's taxonomy places the organism in Eukaryota, Evosea, Mastigamoebida, Endamoebidae. Bases 1 to 720 code for a protein of 239 amino acids. The transcript has a single exon. The record is from RefSeq and is a predicted model, not a curated record.